Boleophthalmus pectinirostris (great blue-spotted mudskipper) is the source of this 2730-nucleotide messenger RNA. Its product is annotated as prostaglandin F2 receptor negative regulator. The coding region runs from base 409 to 2730 and encodes 773 amino acids. The record is from RefSeq and is a predicted model, not a curated record. The transcript is spliced from 13 exons. Lineage: Eukaryota; Metazoa; Chordata; Actinopteri; Gobiiformes; Gobiidae.
UCCGGCGGCCGCUCGCUCCGCUCCGCUCCAACAUUUCCCCCCGGUCCUUCCGACACUUCCAGUCCGGCUUGUGCGCGCCUUCCCCCGGACACCUUCCCCCGUGGACUACCCCUGUUCUGGAUCUUUGACUUGUGGAGUUUUUUUUUUUUUUUUUUUUUUUUUUGUGUGGAUUUUUUCGUACCGCGGGAGACUCGGAUCUUUUCCCGGAGAGGAGCGUGUCGGUGGCGGCUGGUGGGUUUGGAGCUCGGCCGGUUUUGGUUUGGCUGGUGCGCGGCGUGCGGUGCCGAACGCUGGUGCCCGGAGGAGGAGGCGCCUGUGCCGGGGGGGAGAAGGUGAAGCGCACGGGAGUCCGGACGCGGUUCGGUUCGAGUUAAAAAAAAAACAAACCUCCCUCCCCGCCGGACCGCGAUGCCAAGGAACUGUCCAAAAAUGAAGCUCCGGACCGUGUUUUUGACUCUGCUCCUCGGGAUCUCAUCGCUGGGGGGCGUCGUCAGUAGGAUAGUGUCAGUUCCUUCGGGUCCGUUGAUACGAGUGGAGGGGCAGCCCAUCUCCAUCCGCUGUGACGUCAACGACUACGGAGGCCCGGACGAACAGGAUUUCGAGUGGGUGAUGAAGCGGCCCCACAGUUCGGCGCAGAUAAAGAUCAUCUCGACGUUCGACACCGGAUACUCGCACCCGUCGUUGUCGCGCAGAGUGGCGUCCGGCGACAUCUCCAUGGAGCGACUCAAGGACAACGAGGUGGAGCUGCGGAUCUCCGACGUCAAACAGACCGACUCGGGGUUUUACACCUGCCAGACGCCCAGCACCGACUCGGAGAUCAGAGGAAACUACGAGGCCCAAGUGGAGCUCGUAGUGAUCCCGAACACGCUGCGAGUGUCGCCGGCGGCUCCGGUGCCCGUGGUGUCGGAGAGCGGAGACGUGCUGCUGUCGUGUAACGUGACGCGGGAGCUGACCCAGCCCACCUACCUGUCAAUCACCUGGUCCGUCCGCAAGUCCAAGACCCUGGACACGGAGGAGAUCCUGUCGUUCGGACCGCAGGGCGAGGUGACCGCGGGCCGCACCUACGAGCGCAGGUACUCGGACGGCGGGAUCCGGCUGGUCCCGGGGCGCGGCGGCGUGUUCGAUCUGGUCAUCACCAAGGUAACGACCUCUGACGAGGGGACGUACGGCUGCACGGGCACAGAGUGGACGCACGAGAGCAGCGGACACUGGCUCCAGAUCGUCCAGAGCACCAAAGAAAUGGGACCAGUCACCGUCACGCCCAUCAGUCAGUCUCUGACGGUGUCGGCGUCGCUGCUCUCCGCCGCCGUCCUCACGCCAGGCUCCUCCCUCUCCCUCCUCUGCACCGUCGCCGUCGACAACCAGCCCCAGAUCGGCCUGGAGGUCACGUGGCUCCUGAACGGGCGCGACCUCAUCACCAUGGCGAUGAACGGCGUGGUCGUCUCCAACGGCACCAACUACCGCUCGGACGCCAGCCUGGAGCUCGUGGCCCCGGGGCAGGUGCGGCUCGGCGUGCGCGGGGUCGGCGCCGACGACGAGGGCGCCUACUCCUGCAGGGUCAGGGCGUUCGUGGACAAGGGCGGCAGGAGCUCGGGCGGCGGCGGCAGGUGGCACCUGGCGGCGGAGAAGAUGUCCACGACGGUGAACGUGAAGGUGGCGCAGAUCAAGCCCAGUUUCACUUUGACCCUUGAACCCGUCGCGACCCCGAAGUUGACCUCUGACCCCAUGGAGCUGGCGUGUCACGUGACCAACAUCACCAACCUGCCCCCAGGAGGAAGACUCGCCGUUACCUGGCAACACAGCACCGGAACAGGAAGUGGUCCUCAGAGCUUGAAUCCCAUUGGCUCGUUGGACGCGGGGGGGAACCUGUUGCCGGGGGCGACGUACUCGGACCGUCUGGACCGAGGAGUCGUGACGUUACACCGAGUCCAGCCCGACACGUUCAGGCUCCGCUUCACCCGCACACAGGAGGUGGACAUGGGGCUGUACUCGUGUUUAGUCUCGGCCUGGACCCCGAACUCACAGGGAGGAUUUAUAAAAACAACAGAACAACCGAGUCCAGCGCUUCCUGUUAAAUGGGAACUGAAACGUCCGGUUCUGCACGUCGUGGCCAAAACGGUGCGCGAGGCGACGGUGGGCGGAGCUACGUUUGAGAUGAGCUGCUCGAUGACGACGGAGAAUCUGGGGGAGGCGGGGUUUUCCGUCCUCGUCCAAUCACAGGACAGCGUCGGCGCCGUCGUCAAAACCAUCAUGUCCCUGAGUCCGGACGGUGUGGUUCAGCACGGAGGAGCCACCGACCCCAAACGCAGGGAUCAGUUGGUCCUGUUGAAGUCCGGAGCGUCGGAGUUCCGUUUCCGUGUGGGCGGAGUCCAGCUCUCGGACCGCGGCUUUUACUGGUGCGACAUCACGGCGUUCACCAAACAGAACCCGGGCCAGACCUGGACCAGGGCCACCAGCGCCGAGUCCAACAAGAUCAAGGUCCACUACCAGGAGAACGGUCCGUCCUUCUCCGUCGCUCUGCGCUCCGACGCCACCACCGUGUUUCCGUGGGAGACGGCCAAGAUGGAGUGUGACCUGAGCGUGUCCGGGUCGGCGCCAAAAUCAGGUACGAAACACGAACGCCACGACGUGUCCGCGGCUCCGCCCCCUCCAGCAGAGACAAUUAGUUUAAUGAUUUUGGCCGUAUCCUGUCAGACCAGUUUGGAUCGACCGUUAACAAAACCCAAAUGA